Anolis sagrei ordinatus is the source of this 3626-nucleotide messenger RNA. RefSeq names its product SPG7 matrix AAA peptidase subunit, paraplegin (gene SPG7). Gene Ontology annotation, cellular component: m-AAA complex; membrane. Lineage: Eukaryota; Metazoa; Chordata; Lepidosauria; Squamata; Anolidae. Gene Ontology annotation, biological process: mitochondrial protein processing. The record is from RefSeq and is a predicted model, not a curated record. Gene Ontology annotation, molecular function: zinc ion binding; metalloendopeptidase activity; ATP-dependent peptidase activity.
GCCAUCUUGGGAGUGGUCUGUGAAGGAAGCGAGCCGCCAGCUUUUAAGAUGGCGGCGCCGGCUCCUUUUCCUAGUCUCCCUUCUGUUUUUUCCUGAGGUGAAAUCCUCAUUUUUUUCCUCAUCGAAAGGACUCAUCCGAGGAUGGCUUCUUUGCUGCGGCUUCUCCUCCGGGGAAGCUUCCGAAGGUUGGGACCGAGGGCUUUUCUGGUGAACGGGGCUUUUCGUGGCGUCUGCUCCGGCCCGCCUCUCAGGAAAGGCCCAGGCUGCGGCCUUCAGGGCCUUCUCUCGCAGCUGCUUUCCCCCAAAUCUGGAGAACUCACUCAGUCUGUGCUGAAAAGGCAAAAUACUCCCUUCUUCCUCUGGAAACUUCUCAAUGGCACAUGCUAUUUUUCUACUUCCGGCUCUCAUCGCAAUGGCGGCAGUGGCAGUGGAGGGUCCAAAGGGAAAUCCCCAGAGGAAGAUGAGGAGGAGAAGCGGCGCCGGGAGAGGGAGGACCAGAUGUACCGGGAGCGCUUGCGCACCCUCUUCCUCAUCGCAGUCAUCAUGAGCCUGCUCAACUCCCUCAGCACUGGCGGAGGAAACAUCUCCUGGAAUGACUUUGUGAACGAGAUGCUGGCCAAAGGGGAAGUGCAGCGGGUUCAAGUGGUGCCUGAAAGCGACAUUGUGGAGAUCUACUUACAUCCCGGAGCGGUGGUCUUCGGGCGGCCUAGACUUGCCUUGAUGUACAGAAUGCAGGUGGCCAACAUUGACAAGUUUGAGGAGAAGCUGCGAGCGGCCGAAGACGAGCUGAACAUUGACCUGAAGGACAGGAUCCCCGUCUCCUACAAGCGCACUGGCUUCUUUGGGAAUGCCCUCUAUGCCUUGGGGAUGGCCGCCGUGGGCAUCGGCAUCUUGUGGUACAUCUUUCGUCUGGCCGGGAUGGCAGGAAGGGAAGGAGGCUUCAGCGCCUUUAACCAACUGAAAAUGGCUCGCUUCACAAUUGUAGAUGGCAAAUCUGGGAAAGGGAUCAGUUUCAAGGAUGUGGCGGGGAUGCAUGAGGCCAAACUGGAGGUCAAGGAAUUUGUGGAUUAUCUGAAGAGCCCAGAACGCUACUUGCAGCUUGGCGCUAAAGUGCCCAGAGGUGCCCUCUUGCUUGGACCACCAGGCUGUGGCAAGACGUUGUUGGCAAAGGCUGUGGCUACCGAGGCCCAAGUGCCGUUCCUGGCCAUGGCCGGCUCUGAAUUUGUGGAGGUGAUUGGAGGCCUUGGAGCUGCUCGGGUGCGAAGUCUCUUUAAAGAAGCCCGGGCUCGGGGUCCAUGCAUUGUCUACAUUGACGAAAUCGAUGCCGUGGGGAAGAAACGCUCCACCAGCAUGUCAGGCUUCUCCAACACUGAGGAAGAGCAGACCCUGAACCAGUUGCUGGUGGAAAUGGACGGGAUGGGGACCACGGAUCACGUCAUAGUCCUGGCCUCCACCAACCGGGCAGAUAUCUUGGACAAUGCCCUCAUGAGACCCGGGAGGCUUGACCGCCACAUAUUUAUUGAUCUACCCACUUUGCAGGAGAGGCGAGAGAUCUUUGAGCAGCACCUGAAGGGUCUGAAACUCUCCCAGACUGGAAGCUUUUACUCCCAGCGCUUGGCUGAGCUCACACCAGGAUUCAGUGGAGCCGACAUAGCCAACAUCUGCAAUGAGGCAGCCCUCCAUGCUGCCAGGGAGGGUCAUAAGUCCAUCCAUACCUUCAAUUUUGAGUACGCUGUGGAGAGAGUCAUUGCAGGAACUGCCAAGAAGAGCAAAAUCCUGUCGCAGGAGGAGCGGAGGGUCGUUGCAUUUCAUGAGUCAGGUCAUGCGCUGGUUGGCUGGCUCCUGGAGCACACUGAGGCUGUGAUGAAGGUUUCCAUUGCUCCUCGCACCAAUGCUGCCUUGGGCUUUGCCCAGAUCCUGCCAAAGGACCAGUACCUCUUCACCAAAGACCAGCUCUUUGAGCGGAUGUGCAUGGCCCUGGGAGGGAGGGUUUCAGAAGCCAUCACUUUCAACAAAGUCACAACAGGAGCCCAAGAUGACCUUAGGAAGGUAACCAAGAUUGCCUAUUCAAUGGUUAAACAAUAUGGGAUGGUUCCCAACGUUGGGUACCUCUCCUUCCCGGAUGCAGAAAGCACCCCAGGGAUUGGUCGGCGCCCCUUCAGCCAGGGACUCCAGCAAAUCAUGGACCAUGAAGCAAAGAUGCUGGUGGCUCAAGCCUACAGGCGCACGGAGAAGCUUCUGCUGGACAACCGGGACAAACUCCGGAUGCUGGCGGAUGCCCUCCUGGAGAAGGAAGUCAUCAACUAUGAGGAUAUUGUGGACCUGAUCGGGCCUCCUCCGCACGGCCCCAAGAAAAUGAUCAGCCCUCAGAGCUGGAUCGAAGCAGAGAAGGAUAAACAGGAUGUGGGAGAGGAGGAGCCCCCCCAGCGGCCCCGGGGCCCAGAGGAAGAGGAGGAGGAACGCAAUCUCAGGCCGGUCUGAAACUAGAAGGCAAGAAGAACGCCUCCUUCCUAGAUAAUGGCUCCUCAUCAGGCCAGAUCAUGAUGCACAUGAGUUAUGGGUCCCUCCCUCUCUUUUUUGCACCAUUGUCGUUUCUCUGGGCCACCAGAUGAGGCUCCUGCGAGAGUGCGCAGGGCCAGACCUUGAUCCAUGACGGGCCUCCGAUGGCCACAGGUCUCUGCUUUGUGUUGCCAGCCACAACUUGGCUGAUCCUAAACAUGCCUUUGUCUUUGGUACCAGGGCUCCAGCCUUUCUCUCUUUCUUUUUAAUGCAUCUCCUGAGGAGUAAAAGCUCUGCAAAGCCUCGGAGGUGGUAUGAGCUGUCUGAACAUAAACCUGACGGUCCUCCAAGACUUAACUUGGGAAGGGAAGAGCCUGCAAGCCUUUGGGGAUAAACUGCUUCGUUAUAGAGGCGUUUGGACUGAUCCUGUGUCCAAAACAAUUGUGGCUGGGUCUGAGAGGUGGGAUCUGCAAUGAACAGCUCUGUUUGUGUGUCUCGGAGAGAGAGUAUCUGCUGCUACUACGUGCAUUAUCUUCCUCGAUCCCUGCCCCCCCCCCCUUUUUUUUAAGGAGGAUUAUUUCCAGGCGGAUUAUUGUCUGUAUCCCUGAACGACCCUUGUCCAGAUUCUCCUCCUGCCAACAUGCAAUUUGUAAUUCUCAGGGCUUCCUCUCCCAAAGCCCUCCCUUGUGCUGGGAUUGUGAUUGCGUGCGCUUCCUCACUCCUCACUCACGUUCCCUCCCUCUGCCUCUGAACUCCCCGGCGGUUGUUUCGGAGAGCAGCCAGGACUCUCCAUGGCCUCCGCAGCGGUUUGCGUCUACCACCUAGCGGCCUCUCAAGACACCUACAAGCAAGUUGUUCAUUCAAUACCAAAUAUCUAGAUCCUGAAUUAUUGUGGGUGUAAUUUGCAAGCCAUCCCUAUAUUCCCAGUCCCAUUGGUACUGGGUUUGUUUUAGCAAAGGAAUGGCAAAUGCUUCAAAUGUUGCCACAUCGUUUGGAAGGAAAUUCAGGAUUGUGGAAGUGAUUGAAUCGGUUCAGGUCAUCUAUUGGUCUUAUUAUAUUAUAUUAUUAAUUGACUUCCUGUCUGUCUUAGAUGACUUGUUUGUGAAGAAAAUAAAGUUAAAAAAACA